CAGUCUGCCAGAAGCUUGGAGCUGAAGAAGAGUCGGAGUUGGGAUCUGAAGCCAUGGCGACCCGACUUGCGCGAAGAACAAUAGCUUCAUCUUCUCUGUUCCGGCGAUCAACGGCGAUCACCGUCGGCCACGGUGGCUCCGAAUUGAGGCGGCCUUUAUCGUCGUCGAGUAGCAAAUCCGAGAAGCCGGAGAAGAAGAAGCCGCUGGACCGUCUAUCGACGAUCAUAGACGCCGUCAACGAGCGCAAACUCCCUCCUGAGCUUCGCGGCCAGCGCAACACCGUGAGGUCGGAAACUGAUAUAAUAAACGUGGUGGAGCAGAGAAUAUGGCAUUCGAUGGAGGAAGGGCAGUUUGAGAAUUUGCCGGGGAAAGGGAAACCGCUGGACCUGAGUUGCAACCCUCACGCAGACCCGGCAGAUGACACAUUGUAUAGAAUUCUAUCGAAGAAUGGUUGCGCGCCGCGGUGGGUGGAGCUGAACAAAGAGAUCAGGAGUCAGGCGGCGGAAUGGAGGAGGGCUCUGAAGAAAGCUUGGGAGAUGAGAAAUGGUGAUGGAGAUCAGGAGAAAUGGGUGGAGACUAGUGAGGCUUUGAAAGUGCAGUUGAAGCAGAUUAAUAACAAGGUUUUGGAGUAUAAUCUGAUUGUUCCUUUUGGGCGCCAAAUGUUUGGAAUCAAGUGGGAGAAGGAGCUGGAUGGUAUGGAAUUGAAAGAGUGAUAUUGCUGUUCUAGAGUCUAGACUAUAGAGGAUUGUAGAAGAGAAAAAUGCUAGAUACUAUUAUUUGGAAAACGUAUGGGAUUGAAUGAGAAAGCUUGUGCUUGAUGUUUUACACUAA
This is a messenger RNA of Rosa chinensis, 831 nucleotides long. RefSeq names its product dnaJ homolog subfamily C member 28. Lineage: Eukaryota; Viridiplantae; Streptophyta; Magnoliopsida; Rosales; Rosaceae. The record is from RefSeq and is a predicted model, not a curated record. The transcript is spliced from 2 exons. Bases 54 to 713 code for a protein of 219 amino acids.